CAGACAUGUCCCAUUUUUCAUGAUAAUUAACAUUACAACGUUUUCGGUCCUUACACAUCUCAACUGAUGUGGUUAAUUAUUAAUAUAGUGUUGGCUAUAUUCACGGUUAAGGGAUAAUAAUAUUAUUAAGUGGAGUUCUAAACUAACUCGACUUGUUAAUCUAAAUCCAAAUAGGAGUUCUAAACUGAAAUUGCAGUCCAUAUAGGUUCAUGGCAUAUCAACUUACUGAUUCGAAAUUCUUGUGCUACUACAAGCAAUGUGUUAUAAGUUCUAAAGGCAUGUGAACACACUAAUUUAACUAGACCAAAUGUUAUAAAUGGAUUUUGAUUACUAUACACACAUAUACGUUAUGUUGACAUAUAUCCUACAUGACAGAGAGUUAGGUCUAUAAUCUUGAAUAGAAGAUAGGUUCAAUUUCGGAUCAACUACAAACUUCCUGGAUCAAUUCUAGAUCUUUCUAUAUAUUAAUCCAAGGUGGGAUAAUAUCGUAAAUAGUAAUGAAUUGAAAAUAGAAAGUCAAGGUCAUCACAUGGUAUUGCCUUUUAGUGACAUGCACAUAAAGGGCCACAUUGUUUGCUCAACAUGGAACACUUCUCUUAAAUCCCACUUCAAACUUAACACCAGCUUUGGGAACGUUCAGCUUUUUCAUCUAUUUCUCCAGUUAAAAUUUUUAAAUCCUCGUCCAUUAUUCAGCAUAAUUAUAUUAUAUACAAUAGUUUCAAUUAUUCAUAUUGUUACUAGUUUUAUUAAAAAAAAUUUGAUUUAAAGCCAUACAAUAUUUUUUUUUAAAAGUUAAUUAAAUCAUUAUAAAGCUUCAAUAUAAGUUUUCCUAUAAAUUAGUGAGGACUUUUUGUUAGUAAUAAACAUGCUGCAAGCUGGGGGCAUUUACAUUUAAGUUUAUGAAACUUUCUAAUGAAAAAGUUCUACCACAUAACAGCCAGAUAUUUUGCUAUUAAUAUAAUAUUAAAUACGUUUUUAUAAUAUAAAUCCACUCUUAGUUUUAAAAUAUACAUUUUGGAAUUUUCAAAUAUAUGCCUUUAGUAAAACAAAUUGAUUACUUAUCUUGACUAACUAAUAGAAAAACCCACUUAGAAUAUUAUGUAUUCAUUUCACAUCUAGGUGACUAUAUGUAUAUGAGAAAAAAGAAAAAUAUAAUUUUAUCUAAACGAAUUUGGUUUGAGGUUAGCAAAGAUUCAAAUCUCUUUCUCUCCCAUUUACAUCAUUGUCUAUGUUAUUUCUCUCUUCUCUCCCUCUCCCAUGUGGUCCUUGACCUCUUUAUAUCUCUCUUAUCACUUUCUCAUUUUCUUUACAUCUCUAAGUGUCUCUAUAACCCGAAACAAUUUCUUACAAUUUUCUCUUGUCUUCUCUUUUCGUUUGCUCUUCUUUUUCUUCUUUCACACCUCUUCAACAAAAUAUACAACUUGUGGAAUAAACAUAAACCCUCUAUAAUCUAUAUAGCUUCUCUCACUUUUUUCUUUUAAACUCUCGUUUUAAUACAACCCUUAUCUUUCUCUCUAUCUCUUCUCUAUUAUCAAUCUAGAACGAGAGAGAAAGAACACAACUUAAAGGUCAUUUUUCUUGCGGCAUUGUAGUGUUACAACUAAUCAAAAAGUAGAAACAAGAAAAUGUCUAACAGAAGAUCAAGACAAUCUUCAAGUGCUUCAAGAAUCUCCGAUGAUCAGAUGAUCGACCUCGUUAGUAAGCUCCGUCAGUUUUUGCCGGAGAUUCAAGAACGGCGUCGUUCUGAUAAGGUGUCAGCAUCGAAGGUACUACAAGAGACAUGUAACUACAUAAGAAAAUUGCAUAGAGAAGUUGACAAUCUCAGUGAUCGUUUGUCGCAGCUUCUUGACUCUGUUGAUGAAGAUAGCCCUGAAGCUGCCGUGAUUAGAAGCUUACUCAUGUAACCUUCCAAUAUUUUUUAUUAUAACUUUAUAAUGUUAGUAUUUAUUAAUUUAUCUAUAUAUGUAAUCUUUAUCGUCCUUAAUAUAUUAUCAGUGACGUGUUUUAUCUUUUAUGCACUUCCGAAUUUUGGUCCAGCUAUUUACAUUAUUUCAUCA
Messenger RNA from Arabidopsis lyrata subsp. lyrata, 2057 nucleotides. RefSeq names its product transcription factor PRE5. Gene Ontology annotation, biological process: regulation of growth; regulation of DNA-templated transcription. Gene Ontology annotation, molecular function: protein dimerization activity. The coding region runs from base 1626 to 1904 and encodes 92 amino acids. The record is from RefSeq and is a predicted model, not a curated record. Lineage: Eukaryota; Viridiplantae; Streptophyta; Magnoliopsida; Brassicales; Brassicaceae. The transcript is spliced from 2 exons.